Molecule: messenger RNA, 3689 nt
Organism: Microplitis mediator
Lineage: Eukaryota; Metazoa; Arthropoda; Insecta; Hymenoptera; Braconidae
Product: midnolin-B
Exons: 5
Coding region: 538-2778 (746 amino acids)
Cellular component (GO): nucleus
Molecular function (GO): protein binding
Source: RefSeq, a predicted model, not a curated record
UUUUGGGCUGGUCAUCACUCAAGUAGGUAUGGCUGGGUCUGGGAAUCUGGCCGAGGCCGGGGUUUAGUUUUCGGUUGCUAGUCGCAGAGUUUGAGCGGUCAAGGGUAGGUGGUACCGCAGCGGGAUCAUCGUAACGCGUGACAGUGAAUAAUCAAGCAAAGGUACGUGGAGGGGUGACCAAACAAAAAAGAAAACUCGAAAUAGACUUUGUGCGGACAAGUAAAAAAAAGUGAUUCGUGUCAGCAACAAUUAAAUACUCAAUAUAACAAUAAAUUUUAUUGUUAAAACUUUAUUAAACGUCAUCAUCAUCAAGUUUUAUUGUUAAUCGUUUCAGUUUGGAUCCCCCUUUCGCGGCUACUCAAGACUGUUUGAUAGUGAGGACUCUGGAACGCCCUAACAAAAUUAGUGAACAACAAGACUUUGGUAACUUAUAUUUUUCAUCACGGCCCGACACGGGUUUGUUGCUCGCGUCGGGUCCAAGGUACAGGUGCGAGUGCGUGCAAGGUGAGGACUCGUGAUCGCUAGCGAAGUGUAACAAUGGACGGCAGCUCAAAGCAGCCGUCAUCAGACGUUACAGCAAUGGAUGGAAGUGGUAGCAACAAAAGCAGUAAUAGCCACAGGACAAAUUCCAGUACUGGUGAUACUGAUUCGUCAGCUUCUUCACCAGCUCCAUUGGCAGCUACUGCAGGCAAUGAUCCUGAAUACUGCACGUCGGGUUCAAGUACCACCAUGGCUAUGAUGACCGCAAGUAGUGACAUCAGAAGCAAUAGCUUUGCUCUGCCAACCCCAAUACCACCAUUGUCGCCAGGGUGUGGCUGUAUGCUCGUGGACCCGCCGACGAGCGACCUCGACGAGAUUACUAUCAGCAUUACACCCACCACUGGUGGUCAAUUUGAACUUAUUGUUGAGAGAAAUGAAACCAUUGAGAAUCUUAAAAAAAUGAUAUCUAAAAGGCUAAAAGUUGCUAAGGAACGCAUUUGUUUACUGCAUCGAGAGAGGCAGCUACGUGAUGGUACACUGAAGGAAAAUUGUCUUCAAGAUGGCAGUCGACUUACUCUCCUUCCUAGUGUAGAAACUGGUCUUAUGGGACAACGCCCAGAACAAAGUGUAAUGCAGGCACUAGAGAAUUUGAAUGACUCACAGGUGAAUGACUUUCUAUCUGGCAAAGCACCUCUUAAUCUGACGAUGCGUCUGGGUGAUCAGAUGAUGUUGAUACAGCUGCAGUUGUCAACAGUAACUCCAUCAUCGCCUCCUGCUAGUUCAGUGGGUCCCUCUACUGGUGUUGCCACGUCAAGUAACAUAGCGCCAUCGCCAUCGUCGCCAUCAUCAUCAUCAUCAUCAGGAGCAACAUCACCUUCGUCACCAUCACCAUCAUCGUUAUCGACAUCGCCGUUAUCGCCCUCACCUUCAUCUUUAUCACCUUAUGAAAAUAUUGGAUCAAAUAACAUCGGCAACACAUCAGCAAUGUCGUCAACGUCGACGUCGAUGACCUCCAGCUUAGACUCACUAUCAACGCCCGUACACAGGAGGUUGAGCGAGCACCUUGGCCGAUCGAUGCGCAUCGCCAAGCAGAAUGGGCACACACCCGGCGGAACUCCGUCACUGAUAAGCAGCCUCGCCUCAGCGCUUCACGCCGCCAGCUGCAGCACCACCAGCCUCUCUACUGCCACAACCACGACAAAUCCAUGUGGCGGUGAACGGGACGUAUCCCCAUCCACCUCGUCAUCCUCAUCAUACUCACCGCCACUCUCGCCGUCAUCAUCAAGAGUAGUCUGGCAUCGCAAACAACUUUUACACUAUCGUCAUCCCCAUUAUCAUCAUCAUUCUCAUCAUCAUCACCACUCAAGGAAAGAACAAACGUCUUGUGAAUCCGUACAAACUUCUACCUCUUCACUUACUAGCCUUACAGACCCCUCGACCUCAACUACGACAACUCAAGAUUCAUCAUCUACAACACACUGUACCCCGCCAAAGAAAAAAUUAUGUACCAUGAGUCAUCAUCAAUCACCAGUAGACUCAUCGAGAAUUCCUGAUUCAGAUUCCAGUCUUCAAACCCCAAACAAUUCCAUUAUGAGCCUUUCUACCAGCAGUAAAAUAGCUGCUGCUACACUCGACACCCGAGCACUGGCUGAAGCGUCGCGUAACCUGACGCAGAAACUCAAGCAGCUUUCGUCUGAGGAACACGCCCGGCGUAGACAGGGUGCGAUAAUUGAAAGCAUGCAUCAUCAUGGGAAAGGCGUAUACUCGGGUACUUUCAGUGGUACACUAAAUCCUGCACUCCAGGAUCGUCAUGGCCGUCCAAAGCGCGACAUUAGUACUAUUAUUCAUAUUCUCAAUGAUUUACUGUGUGCAACUCCAGCUGCAAGUACUAGUCACUAUAGACAUCAUCAUCGGCAUUCUAGUAGUCGUCAACAAUCUUCAUCAACAUCUCCUUCAGGUUCUACGAGCACCCCGUGUGGCUUAACUUCGCCUAAUGCAACUUAUCAAGACUUAUCUCCUACGUCUGAAUACUCAAUAGAGGAACUAUCAAGAGAAAAUGAAGCGACGAAAGGGAAAAUGCGACGACUACGUUUGGUGAUGGAACAGCGACGAGCUAAACGGAAAGCGAGACGACAAGCCCGCGCCGCGCCUUACACGACGCAAUGGGCAGCUGUCACUCCAGAAUCAAAUCAUGAGUCAACAUCCUCAACAUCAAGUAACACAUCAGGCACAAAUUCAACAGAUCAACAAAACGAACCAGAGUUGCAGCCAUGCAGCCCAGAGCCUGUGGUCGCUUGAAAUCAGUGCGUACGCACCCAACUAUCCUUAAAACAGUAAUCCGAUAAAUGACAUCGCAUCGUUCGUCAAAUUCGCAUCAUCUGCCAACUACUGGCUCUUCUAACGUCUACUUAAUUUUCGUCCCGCAUCCAAUCCGAUUAAAUUGACAGACAGAAAACCGGUGAUGGCUGUCAGUUUAUUGUGGUCACAUACCAGAAUUUACGUUUAUAUUUAAAAUGAUCAUCAAUAUGGAAGAUCAUGAAUAGACAAUAAACGGAUUAAAAGGCUGUGGCAAUUGAAGAUAAUAAAAAAAAAUAAAAUGUGAUAUUAUACGGGCGAUGGAUUAAAUAAAAUCGGUCACUGUUGUUAAUUCAGUGCAAUCAUUUUUCCCGCGUCAGAACAUUUAUGUCCAAAUAAUUUUUUUAAAAAAUAAUUUUUAAAUUUAUGGACCUACUGAACGCGAGAAAUAUGCCGUCGAGUGAUUAACAGUCACGAUAUUAUGUAUAAUAAAUAUCGUUAAGUUUCGUAACGAUAUUCUACAAUUGUCGUGGUCAAUUGUAUGUAGUUUAAUAAGUAGUACAUUAAGUUAUUGAUUUAUAUUAAUCACAAAUUCACCCUCAAUUGAGAAAUGAUUUUGUGAUUAAUUUUAAAUCGCGCAGCAAUAGUUUUUAUGUUAUUAAAAAAAAAAAAAUAUAAUAAUAAGUAAAUGAAUUUUAAACGUUGAGUAAAAUUUAUAAUAAUUAAUAUGAAAUAUUUUUUUUUUAUUAUUCUUGAUAUUGUGAAAAAUAUUGACGGAUAAAAAAAAAAUAUAUAUAAUUUUUUAGCCUUUAAUUUUUAAAUAAAUUUUUAAGCUUUACUUGCAUAUUUAUCUUAUGCAAAAUUUUGCAAGGAGAAUAUAGUAGGGUUAUUUCGAAUACAAAGGGGGAAAAUGA